Molecule: messenger RNA, 5233 nt
Organism: Cottoperca gobio
Lineage: Eukaryota; Metazoa; Chordata; Actinopteri; Perciformes; Bovichtidae
Gene: slc7a4
Product: solute carrier family 7 member 4
Biological process (GO): transmembrane transport; amino acid transport
Cellular component (GO): plasma membrane
Molecular function (GO): amino acid transmembrane transporter activity
Source: RefSeq, a predicted model, not a curated record
AUGGCAACUUGUCCGAGAGGCUGCACCCCAGCGGUGCAGCUUUGUCAGAAACUGAACCGACUCAAGACACUGGAUGAUGACAUGAUGGCCACGUCGCUGAAACGCUGCCUCUCCACCUUGGACCUGACUCUCUUGGGAGUCGGUGGCAUGGUGGGCUCUGGGCUUUAUGUCCUGACAGGAACGGUGGCUAAAGACAUGGUUGGGCCCGCUGUCAUCGUAUCCUUCAUUUUUGCAGGUUUUGCGUCUCUACUGGCUGCCUUUUGUUACGCAGAGUUUGGAGCACGCAUUCCCAAAACGGGAUCUGCCUACAUGUUCACCUACGUCUCUGUUGGAGAGGUCUGGGCGUUUCUCAUUGGCUGGAAUGUGAUUCUGGAGAACAUGAUUGGUGGCGCUGCUGUGGCACGUGCCUGGAGUGGCUAUCUCGACUCCAUUUUUAACCACGCCAUCCAGAACUUUACGGAGACGCACAUUAUGCAGUGGAACGUGCCCUUCCUUGCCCAUUACCCUGACCUCCUUGCAGCAGGGAUUCUAGUCGUCGCCUCAUUCUUCAUUUCCUUUGGAGUUCAAGUGUCCUCUUACCUUAACCAUAUCUUCUCCGUUAUUAGCAUGGCUGUCAUCAUUUUCAUCCUGGUAUUUGGCUUUAUGCUGGCUGAACCAGCCAAUUGGAGCCAGAAAGAAGGAGGUUUUGCACCUUUUGGGCUAUCUGGAAUACUGGCAGGCUCAGCUACGUGUUUUUACGCAUUUGUGGGCUUUGAUGUAAUUGCAUCCUCAAGUGAGGAGGCAAAGAACCCACAGAAAGCUGUCCCCAUUGCCACCGCAAUCUCCCUCGGACUGGCAGCGGCAGCUUACAUCCUGGUCUCCACAGUGCUUACACUAAUGGUACCCUGGCAUUCACUGGACCCCAACUCAGCGCUGUCAGAUGCUUUCUUCCGCCGGGGUUACAGUUGGGCUGGAGUUAUUGUGGCGAUAGGUUCCAUCUGUGCCAUGAACACCGUGCUGCUCUGUAACCUCUUCUCCCUCCCUCGGAUUGUGUACGCCAUGGCAGAAGAUGGGUUGUUCUUCUCCUUUUUCGCACGGGUCAAUCCCGUCACCAAAGUCCCCGUCAAUGCUAUUUUGGUGUUUGGGAUCCUUAUGUCCACCAUGGCUCUCGUCUUUGACCUGGAGGCCUUGGUUCAGUUCUUGUCCAUCGGCACCCUCCUGGCAUACACCUUUGUGGCAGCGAGUAUUAUCGUGCUGCGCUUUCAGCCCGACAAAAUCGGCUCCAAGGGAACCGCUUCCACAUCUCCCAACCCCAAUGCUGAGGCUUCCCCUGCCCCCUCCGAGUCUCAGACCAUAACCGAGGACAGCGGGGAGCUGAAGCAGUACGAGUCCUUCUCUGACAAACUCCAGUUGGUGGAGAGACAGGCGUCGGGAGAGCGGCGCGGGGCGGGGCAGCUGAAGGCCUUCUGGGAACCGUAUCUUGGGAAGCUGCUGGGGGACUGUGAGCCGGGCGAGGUGGUGGCCUUUUGCGUGCUCACUCUGAUAGUGAGCUCGGUCUCCCUCUGCGUCGUGAUAGAGUUUGGAACCAAACAGCUGCAGCUGCCAAUCUGGAGCUUCACGAUGCUGCUGGUGAUUUUUAGUUCAGCUUAUGUUCUCAGCCUGACGCUCAUAUGGCUUCACGAGCCACAAACCAACCGCAAAACAUUCCAGGUACCUUUGGUUCCAUUGACUCCAGCUGCCAGUAUCCUCAUCAAUGUAUUCCUCAUGAUGAAGCUCAGCUAUCUAACCUGGAUUCGAUUCACUGUAUGGAUCGUUAUAGGUCUCUUUGUGUAUUUUGGUUAUGGGAUCUGGCACAGUAAGGAGGGCAUGCGGGAGCUGCAGCCCAAAGACAUGGCCGCCCGGUAUGUGGUGCUGCCCAGCGGCAGCCUGGUAGAGACGGUGCAGCCUGUCCAGCCCGAAGGACAAGCGGACACCUCGGGGCAACACAUCAACCCCUCCGCUGCUUCGACAGCUGAUGAGUACGCAGGAAAGAGAUGAUGUGUGACCAAAUAUAGUUAUUACUACUGCCUGGUAUUUUCUGUUGUGUCCCACUCAUACGCUUUACUAUUACUAGUGUCUCUCUGUAUCUCACUCCCGUUAGCGUGUGACUGGCCUGCCACAGUCUGUACUCGUUGCUCUGCAAAUGUAAGCACACCACAGGAUGGGAUGCACGCUCUCUGUCUCGUUGUGACGCCUAUUUGUAUAUCUUGUAAUACUCGAAUGUACAGUAGAGAGCUUUAUCACUGUCCUGUAUACUCCUAGCAACAAAGUUGUGUUAUAUCCUUUUUAAGACCAGCUCUUUUCUUGCAACCUCGCCAGUUUAUCAGAAUCCACACGGUUAUAGGUUAUAUACGGUGCUUUCUUUGUGACAAACCUUUUAGUUAAGUAUACUCAGUGGAUGAUUUUUAAGAAAAUGCUAUUACGGAUCUGGAGCUGGAAAAUCAGCGUUCACCAAAACUGUCAUUUUUGAAGAUGUCAUUUGAAGCAUAUUAAGCAUUCAUACGUUGCAUGUUUAGUUUUUUUUUUUAGCUAAGCAGAAGAAUGCACAGACUUUUGUGAGUUUACAUUUUUGCCUUCUCCCCCAAAGCCUCAGGAGAAACUACAGGCUCUAAUACUUCCUCUCAGUCCAGCUCCUUUUGGUACUCAAAGACUGCACUAGUGGUUUCUGGCAUAUCAUUUAAUCCCAUGUUCUAAAAUAUGUAUUUAUUUUUCUAUUAUUAUUACUGUUCUGUUAUAGUUUUUUAUACAGAUCUCACUAGCUUAAUUCUUCUCUGAGUUAUCACUGUCCUUUGUGCGUGUCUCUGUGUCUGUGUUGUUAUGUGUUUUGCAUGUUCCUCUAUUAGUCUCCAUCAGUAAUGUGUGUUCACCUUUUAAGUGGCAGACAACACUUCACUUAAUCUAAAUCUCAUCCCAUGACCCCGUUCUUUUUUGCGUCACUGAUCUCAUGCAGUCUUUUCUCACGCACACUUAGACAGCAGCCCUCUGCCGACGUCUCCCCGUCGGUAUGAGAUUAGAAAUCAAAGCACAUUUCUUUUGACAUUUUAUCACCACUUUCCGAUUAUAACCUGAGAGAUAAUUAGAUCAUUGGAUAUAUAAAGCAAGCACAAACCUACUGAAUGUGAAUCUUAACACACAGGGUAUAAUAUUGGUUGUCAGGCAGAUUUUGGAUGUGCUUCAUGUCUCUGAAGCCUCCGUAAUCCCAGCAGAUUUGCAUUAGUCCCUGCCGCCAGUCUGCAGUUUGACCUAGAUUAUUGAAAGGCACACAUGUGAGAACACUACACAGAUAACAUUCCCACAGCCUACACUUGUAACAGUGUCAAGUGAACGGCUUUAUUUUUUAUUACAUAGGUAAAUGUACUUAUUCCAAUAAAUUCUAUUAUUCUAUUCAUUUCAGUUUGUGUUUGCAUGUGUUGCGUAAGAAACCGAUGGCCUUAAACGUGUUGAAUUCAAUGCAUUACUGGUUUCCAAAGUUAAAGUACUCCUGUUGUAAUGAUUUAGUUUUACUAUUUUGUUCUGUUAGAUAAAAACUCUUACACGGGACCUUCUAAUUAUUAAACCAAAACACAAACAUGGAAGAGAAUGUGUAGUAGGAGGCAUUUUGGCUUUAUUUCAGAGACUUUUGUACAACUUUGCACACUGAAGACUAUUGUCAUUUUGGGUUUCACAGUUGCUUUGGAUGUCGGGGGCCAGUGACAGAUAUCGAUACCGUGGUGCUUCUUUAAGCUAAACAUUCUCUCACUUCUUUCUCUGUCUUCUUUUUUGCAAAUUAUAAAUGAUCCAAUUCUUUUCUUACUUCUGAAUCGUAUUGUACUCUGUACUUGCACAUUAAGUUCUCAAAUCUUUCUGUUAUAGUGUAUGUCUGUAUACAAUGCAAAAGACUGUAUUCUAAAUGAAAAAUAAAUGUUUUGAAGCAGCAUUUACAAAAAGAAAUCUAAAUUGUGGAAUAAUCUGACUGCAGGGAAUCACAUCUGAAUCACAAAUGAUGGAAAUAGUUUUUUAAAAUUGUUUCAGAAACUAAAAUAUUCACAUAAAGAAGAAAAACAAAAGACAAAAUGAAAUGUAAGGAAUUAUACAGGAUAAAACUGACUAAAGGUUAAUUUAUAUUAUGUUUAGUUAUUUCUAUAAUGGUCAUGACCUGCACCAAAACACUGCUGUGCUCCUGCUACAUAACAGACUUACAUAAGAGUUGUGACAUUAAAUGAAUUAAUUAAUAAUUAAUAAAUAAAAACUAUUUUAUAAAGACAAUUUUUACACCUCUUUUUAAAAAUUGUAAUACCUCAUAUCAUCUGGUAAAAUGUUCCAAAUCUUAGCGCCCACAUAUUGAAUAUCUCUUAUAAUAAUGAUAGUAUUAUAUCUACGCUGGUCUCGUUGAAUGUUUAGCAUUUAUACACAUGACUUGCUGCUGAACAGAAAACAGCGAGUUGAAAUCUUCUAAAUUGUUUAUUUUAUUGUAAUAUAAAAUGUAGCAUAUGCUCUUAUUUUGUACACGCUGCUUAGAAAGACCACGGUCAUUUUCUUCUACAAACCUCUGGCCUUUUUAUUUACCCAGACAAACUUCAAAUAAGUGCAGGUUACAAAGGUGUUAUCAAUAAUCAGUAAUAAUUCAUGAAUUAUGUACAUGAAGAAACGUCCUUUUAGAAUAGACAUGACUCUUCUCAUAGUCGGUGUUGUCGAGUGUAUAUUUUCUGCUCUUGAUUAACUUGAAUUAAUCGCUUUGUCAACUUCAAUUACAUGCUUGACGACACAGCUGUAUAGUUAACCCAAUUUAAGGAUUAACCCUGAGGUCAUGAGCUGUCUUUUAAGAGAAUGAACACAUACGUCAGGUGUUCGUUCAGGUAACACUGGUGAGAUAUUAGAGAUGAUUAGUGAUGUUAAACAGGUUUUUUGCAGUCAGUUACCGACACAUAUUUUCUCCUAUCUGUCAGGUUUAAGAAAACACGGAUACAAGAACAAAUACAAGAUGUGUUUGACUUGAGCGGCUCUGACACAAGCUGACUUCCAGGGGCUCCCUAGGCUCAGAUAACACAACUGAGUUCAUGGUUGUCUCAAAUUACCGCUGCAAAACAAGCCUCAUGCAUGACGUGUGGUGCAAACACACACAUGACAAGCGAGAAGCGUCGACUCACACUGAUCCACGGUGUGUGUGUGGUCUUGAUCUCGGAGCACUAAUUAAAGACUAACUGCCAGAAUAUCUUGGGAGGAACUGAACACAAAA